CCCCCGAUUCCGGUGAGUACUUAGACCAUAACGAAAGAUAUAUGCAAAUUUGCCCCAGUGUUGGUCCUCUCGGAAACAAGGAAACGAAUCAUCGUUACUUGUUUCCUAGAAUUUCGGCGCUUCGUUAUCGAGUAGUUAUAUAUCAAAGGCUUUUCGAUUUAUGUUAUCAACUUAAUUCGGUGGAUGCGAUCUUGUCUACUCGGAGCGUAAGCGUUGAUGGCUUCAUUCACUGAAAUGAAAUAUUACCAACAUCGAGGGUACCCACUCAGAGCAUGGCAGUGUAGUGGAAGCGAGUCUCUCUUAGCGUUGGGAAAUUUCCCAGUUGACUGAUUGUAAAAUUCGCGUCGAUUGAAAAUCCUAAUUGGUGGUUAUCUGAAGAAAGCUAAAGUCCCUGUCCUUCUCAAAAGGAUUUGUUUUUAAAGAGCUUCUGACGGAAGGCCAUGGCAGCCAGCGGAAUAUCCUUCCCAAUUUCUGCUGGUCUUUGUGAACCCUCAGUGGCGGGUCCAUCUGAAGAAAAGACAAAUGGCACAAGGCUGACAAGACUACUCAUUGAUAAAGGAACGAAGGCUCUAAGAAAAUUCUUAGAUUCUUUUCAUCCAGGGUCAACAUUACAGCACGCAUUAUGCAACAAUCGCCCAAAGCUUGAACAGCUGAAACGGAAUCGUGUAAUAUUUGAUACACAAUGGGAGAAAUUGUUUCCUUCCUCAGGUAAACCGCCAGACUCGAAAGAAUUCGACAUCACGCUUCUACACUUAUUGCUCCGUGAAAUUUUUCAUCUAAAAGCCCCGUCUAAUGGAUGGCAUAAAAUGCCAGCAGACGCUGAUGCGACCCCUGAAGCCAGCAUCGUCCGUAUAAAAUGCUAUCGAAAUGAGCUUUGUCACAGUGUUUCUACUGGAGUCCCGAAUGACGAAUUCGAAGACAAGUGGAACAUGAUAUCUUCGUCUUUAGAAGUACUUGAGGUAGCUGCCUAUCGGAAGAAACUUCAGUCCCUGAAGAGUGCCACUAUCGAUCACGAUGCUUGGUUGGUGGAAGAAGAACUCGAACAAUGGCGGAGGGAGAAAGAACUAGAGAAGAGUGGAAAAGUCUCUGAACUCUGCAGUUGUCUUCCAGAUGACAGGCCAGAGGAACAUGUUAUUGGUCGUGGUGAGCAAAUACAAGACAUCAAAGAUAAAGUUCAAAGUGGAACAGUACCUGUAGUUCUGAUCACUGGUGGACCGGGAUUCGGAAAGACCACCGUAGCCAAGCGAGUGGCCUGUGAAUUAGCCAAAGCAGAAAAUAAAAGAACCGUGUUGUUUUGUAGCCUAUUAUCAAAGACAACUUUCAACGAAGCGACUGUGGAAAUGAUCAACUCAUGUCAUAAAGUGGUCAACACGCAAGUACCAGAGAAUCCGGGGCAGUGGCUUAAAGACUGGAGUAAACAGAUUCAAAACCAAGUCACUUUUGUUCUUGACAAUGCAGAUGGUGUCAUCAAAUCUGAAGAUCGCGAAUCUUUCUUCAAUUUCUUACGUGAUGUAAGAAUGUUUUCGGGAAAAAAUGUCACAUUUGUGAUAACUACAAGAAGAACAUUCCAAAAUCCCGACCUACUGUCAGAAGAAGUCAGGCUACACCCGUUGUCAAACGAACAGGCCAGAAAUCUUUUGGAUGCUCAGGUUCAAAAUGUUCAAGAGCUUUCUAAAGCAGAGCGCAUUGUGGAACUUUGUGGCUGUGUUCCUCUGGCACUAUGCAUUGUUGGAUCCCUCCUUUCAGACUACACCGAAGAAACUCUAAUUAAAAACCUGGAGAAAGAACCACUCGCUGUACUGGAGGACGAUCAAGUGUCUAUAGAAAAGGCCAUCAAGACUUCUUUUGAUCUUUUGACUGAAGCUGGACAAGAAGCCUUCGUUCUUAUGUCAACUUUCCAGGGGUCAUUUGACUCAGUUGCUGCCGAAGCUGUGAUGAAAGCAUGCUCAAUUCCUGGAAUUCAGCCCAUCUCGAUAAUUCGCUUCUUGAAAAAGAGUUCGCUAAUCGAGCAACCAAGUUCACAGAGGUACCAGAUGCAUCCUCUCAUUCACUCGUAUGCGAGGAAGAUUGGUCAUGCUAAGUAUGCUGAUCUCUUAGCUAGAGGAGAAAAAUUGGCUUGUGUUUACUUUGUGUCUCGUCUUGCAAAUAACGCCGAAUUGUACUGGAAAAAAAACAGCUGCAAAGAGUCCUUAUUUUCAUUCAACAAGGACAGGAACAAUUUCGAGCAUUUCCUUUGCAUUUACGCUCAAAGAAGGGAGGGAAAGGAUGAAGAAAUUAUGGAAGGCUCUCAAACUCUUUUGGAGAGUUUUCCACAGAAGUGCAUGUAUUUGGAAAAGUGUCUUCAUCCAAAGAAUUAUGCUCACAUUCUUGAGCAGUUAUUGGACACAAUUGACUCAACUAUUCAGCCAAUGCAUGUCGUAGAACUGUUGUGUCUUCUUGGACAUGAGUGUAGGAAGAAAGACCAAAAGAAGUACAAAGAACUUAUGGAGAGAGCGGAAGAAAUUUAUCCAUUGUAA
Messenger RNA from Stylophora pistillata, 2516 nucleotides. RefSeq lists its product as uncharacterized. Gene Ontology annotation, molecular function: ATP hydrolysis activity; protein binding. NCBI's taxonomy places the organism in Eukaryota, Metazoa, Cnidaria, Anthozoa, Scleractinia, Pocilloporidae. The record is from RefSeq and is a predicted model, not a curated record.